AUGGCGCCGCCCAGGCACAGCCCCAAAAGGGUGCAGCGCCGCGCGCAGCAGCUGCAAGAGCGUCAGCGGGAAGAGGCCGAGAGGCGUCGCUCGCGACAGGGUGAUGCCGACAAGGAACCCGCCGCGCGCCGCUCGCUCGACAAGGAUGCCCCAUCCUUCGGCAAGGGCGACCUCCCCCAGGUGGAUCUGAGGGACGACCCCACCACACCCGACGGCGAAGUCACCGACAUAUCGUGCUACGGAGGGCGGUUGCAGUCGCUGUCGCAGAUCGUCGGCAUCAGCAGGUUCGCCAACCUGCGCUCCUUGUGCGUGCACGGCUGCCGGCUGACCCGGAUGGACGUCGAUCCGAUGCUCAGGGCGUGCGGCGACUCGCUCCGAGACCUUAACCUCUCCAGCAACCGCCUCGCGCGCCUCGAGGGGUUGCCCGUGCUCCGAAACCUGCGCACGUUGGACGUCACCAACAACGCGAUCGUCUCCCUCGACGGCAUCGACCUCGGCGCCCCGAAGCUGAGCCGGCUCGUCGCGCGGUACAACCGGGUCCGUUCGCUGCACGCGCUCACCAUCCCGCGGGCCGACGGCCAGCCGUGGUCGCUCGCGCACCUCGACAUCCGCGACAACAACGUGGAGACGUUCGCGGACCUCGGCGCGGGGCUGGCGGCGGUGGUGAGCCUUCGCGCCAUCCUCCUGCGGUCGUCGCCGUCGCCGUUUGGGUCUUUCGAACCCUCGUCGGACGCGGACGACCCAGUGCAUGGAUUGUCCUCCGCGCCGCCGUCGACGACCGACUCGCUCGAGGCGACGGCGGGUUCAGGAGAGGACGUUGGGACGCGUGGACGCCGCGUGGGUAACCCCGUGUGCCUGGAGCCCAGUUACAGGCUGGCCAUCGCCGCGCUCGCGCCGUGGCUUCGGGAGCUCGACGGGGAACCGUUAUCGCGGGGACCCGACGAAUUGGCGGAGGGAUCCGGCGCGGUGGCGGACGCCAGGAACGCGGAUCUGCUGGAGCGCGCCGCGCGCGAGGCGGCGGAGACCGCGGAGACCGCGGCGCUCGCGCGGUCCGCGGCGGAGGCGGCGCGAGAGGGAAAAGAGGCGCGAGUGGGAAAAGAGUCUUUGGAUCUGUCUUUCGCCGCCGCGGAUGAGUCUCCGGAGAACUUCAUCGCGUCCGACGACUCGGCCGCCGCGCGACGGAAUCGAACGACGCCGAAGAUGGACGAGGCGCUGACCCGAUACAAGGCCAGAGCGGUCGGACAAGGGCGGUCGGGCAGGUCCCCCGCCAAGCGCGAUCAUCGCGAGGUUACGUUUGCGCUGACGGAUGAAAUUCUCCAGGCGCUGGACGACGACGGGGUAUCCACGAAGGCGGCGGAGGGUAGCGUCGCGAGCGCGGAGCCCGACCCGCCGGAGCCCACGAGCGACGCGGCGGCAACCGCCGCGGCUCGCGACGAAACGGACGAGGAUGAGCAGGACGCGAGGGUCGAACGCAAGCGGGCGAAGAAGCGCGAUCGAAAGGAACGCGAGCGGCGACGCGCCGAGACGGAUGACGCCGACGCCGCGGUGGUUGAUCACGAGCUCAGGCUGAGACGCAUCGAGCGGGACCUGCUCCGAGCGGCGAACGCGCGACGCGAGGCGGCGGGCGGGGUCCACGCCGCGGAGGUGGCGUCAACGCAGAGAGGUGCGGCGUCGACGCGGGGAGAGGUUGUGUCCACGCAGACGUCGGUCAGCCUCGGCCGCGGCGCUCUCGCGCACCCGCCGCCGAAACCCCAGAGCGGCGGCCGGGAGCAGCUCGAGGCGGAGGUGUCCGCGCUCAAGUCGCAGGUCGAGGCGCUGCUGAGGGAGCGGGACCCGCGGGGCAAGGGUUCGGGUUCGGGGGCGAGGCCCGAUUGGCAGCAUCCAGGGCGAAGGGCGACCAUUCCGUCCACGCCGCCGCCGGUGAGAGGGAACCAACCGCAGCAGCAGCAGCAGCAGCAGCCGGGAGCGGACGACGUCGAGGUCGGGGCGGGUGCCGAUGAUGGUGCCGAGGGUGCCGAGGGGACUGACUACGCCGACGCGGAGACUCGCGUUUCGUCGUCGCCGGCCAAGCGGCUGGCCACGGCGGCGGAACGCGAGGCGGAGCUCGCGCGGAAACUCGCGGCGGCGCGCGCCGAGGUGACCGCGGAGCGCAAACGGCACGCGCUCGAGACGCAGAGGCUCAAAGACGACCACGCCAAGUCUAUCGACGCGUCCACGCGCGCGGCGAAGGAGGCGACGGAGGCGAGGGACGUCGCGUUGAAAUCGCUGGCAGAGCACCCGGCUUCCGUCGACGCCGCCGAACUCGACCGGGUCAACGCCGAGCUGGUUUCCGCGCUCGCCGUCUCUGAGGAGCUCGAGGCGACCCUCAGGGAGGUUCGCGAGGAGGCUGCCGCGAAUCUCGACGCGCUUCGAGCCAUGCACGCGCGCGAGUGCCAGCUCCGGGACGAGAACCUCGUCGCCGCGAACAACCUGACCCGCAAGGUGGUCCAGGACCUGGCCGACUCGAAGACGGCGCGAGACGCGUUGGAAAGCGAGGUUCGCAGGGUCAACGAACGCGUCAAGGCGGUCGAGGACGAGUUCAGGUGGGCGCUCAAGGAGUCCGAGGAGGACAAGACGCGGUUAACCGCGGAGGUUGAGGAGAUGACGCGAGUGGCUCGAGCCGCUCUCGACGGUAAGAGGGACGCGGAAGCUUUGGCCGAGGAGCUCGCCGAAGUUUGCGAGCAGCAGAGGGUCGCCAUAGAGGACAUGGCGCGCGACAGGCGCAGGGCGGAGCGCGCCGAGGCUGACGCGGCGGCCGCCAGGGCGGACGUGGGCGAGAUGCAGGUGCGAAUCAGGGAGGCGGAGAAACGAGCCUCCGCUGCCGUCGCCGCCGAGCGCGCCGCGACCAAGGCGUUGGACCUGGUCAAGGACCAGAAGGCGCAGUCGAUCGCGGCCAUCGCGGAGGUGGACGGCGUCAGAAAGCAGCUCGAGCUCGCGCACGACAACGUGCGCAUCAAGGACGCCAUGCUCGAGUCCCAGGCUGAGCUCAUCAAGAGUCUGAAGGACGAGAACGCGCGGAACAAGGAGGCCACGUCGGGCGCGGUCAAGGCGGCGGUGGAUGCGGAACGCGCGGCUUCGUCGCGAGCCAAAUCCACCGAAAACGACCUGCACCGGCUCAAGAAGGAUCUCGCGGGCGCGGACGCCGCCAUCGAGCGUCUGGAAAAGGCUCUGGAGGAGGUGACCGCGCGGAGGGACGCGGCGGAGGACGCGGCGGCGGAUGCCCGGAGGGAGAUUGCGGAGAGGGACCAGAUGCUCGCGUACGUGUCCAGCGAGGUCGAGUCGGUCAAGUCGAUGUUCGCGCAACGCGAGGACGGCCUGAGGCGCGAACGCGACGACGCGCUGGCGCGGCUCGCCGAGCGCGACGACGCGGACGACGAGCUCAAGGCUGAGGCGAGGGCGGCGAGGGAAGACGCCGCCGCCGCGAGGGCUGACGCGGCUGAGGCGGCGGCGGCGGCUGAGGCGCGGGUCGCCAGCAUCGACGAGCGAGAGCGCGCCGCGACGGAGAAGGUGCGACGCGUCGAGGCGGAGAUGCGCGCGCUGCUGCAGGAGGUGGCGCAGCACAAGCGGCAGUCGCAGGCUAAGGUCCAGGAGCUGAUGGCUCUGAUCUGA
Messenger RNA from Micromonas commoda, 3648 nucleotides. RefSeq lists its product with no specific name. The transcript has a single exon. The record is from RefSeq and is a predicted model, not a curated record. Gene Ontology annotation, molecular function: protein binding. Bases 1 to 3648 code for a protein of 1215 amino acids. NCBI's taxonomy places the organism in Eukaryota, Viridiplantae, Chlorophyta, Mamiellophyceae, Mamiellales, Mamiellaceae.